AAUGAAUGAAGAAGGUGAAUUAGAAUUAAGAGAAGCCUGUGGUAUUUUUGGAUGUGUCGCUACAAAGAAUCAACAAGUACCAUUAGAUGUUCCAACUGUAAUAUCAUUAGGUCUAGUAGGCCUUCAACAUAGGGGUCAAGAGAGUGCUGGAAUAGUAACGACCUAUGGGAAGGACGUUUAUCAGAUUUCAAAGGUUAAAGGGAUGGGUCUAGUGAACCAGAUUUUUAAGCCGGAGUCGCUUGAGAAGCUGAAAGGAAAUAUCGGCAUAGGUCAUACUCGUUAUUCCACUGCGGGAGCAUCUCAAAUCGAUAAUUGCCAACCAUUUAUCGUUGAAACGAUGCACGGCCUUAUCUCAGUUGCACAUAACGGGGAAUUGAUAAAUGCUAAGAAACUGAAAAGAAAAGUUCUUUCCAGUGGUAUAGGCUUAUCGACGGGAUCCGAUUCCGAAGUCAUUACUCAACUUCUAUCUUCUUCCCCUCCAAAUGGGGAGCCCAAUGGGCCAGAUUGGCCAGCAAGAAUUAAAUGGCUUAUGACAAAAACACCUACAUCAUAUUCUUUGGUAGUUAUGCAUAAAGACGUUGUAUAUGCUGUUAGAGACCCUCUUGGUAAUCGUCCACUUUGUAUUGGAAAAGUGCUACCAGGCACUGGAAGUUUACCUAACAUAAAUGAAUGUGCUGAUCAGGAGGCUCACGGCUGGAUCGUAUCGAGUGAGUCUUGCUCUUUUCAGGCUAUUGGUGCUUCUUACUAUCGUGAAGUGGAACCAGGCGAAAUAGUUGCCUUAACUGAAUCUGGCGUAAAAUCGGUCGGUAUCGUUGAAAGACCUGACAACGGACUUCCGGCCUUUUGCAUUUUUGAGUACGUAUAUUUUUCCAGACCGGAUACCCUUUUGGAAGGUCAAAUGGUUUACACUGUGAGGAAACGUUGUGGGAUGAUGUUGGCGCAUGAAGCCCCUGUGGCAGCUGAUUUAGUAUCAACAGUUCCCGAGUCUGCAACUCCAGCGGCAAUGGGCUUCUCAAUAGAAUCAGGAAUACCGUACGUAGAAGUAUUGUGUAAAAAUCGUUACGAAGGUCGUACUUUUAUUCAACCAAGCAGUCGAUUGAGACAAUUAGGGGUUGCAAAGAAAUUCGGUGCUCUCACAGAUAAUUUAAAGAAUCAACGAAUUGUUUUAAUUGAUGAUUCUAUCGUUAGAGGCAAUACCAUGGGUCCUAUUGUUAAAUUAUUGAAAAAAUCAGGUGCUAAGGAAGUCCAUAUUAGAGUUGCCUCACCUCCGUUAAAGCAUCCUUGUUAUAUGGGCAUCAAUAUCCCAACGAGAGAGGAACUUAUUGCUAACAAGAUGGACGAAGAACUCUUAGCCUAUCAUUUCGGAGCAGAUAGCGUACGUUAUCUUUCGGUGGACGGAUUACAAACGGCGGUGAAAGAAGGUAUCAAAGAUAAGGGCAAAGCUGGCCAUUGCGUCGCCUGCUUAACUGGAACUUAUCCUGUCAAACUGGAAUGGUGA
Messenger RNA from Dimorphilus gyrociliatus, 1498 nucleotides. NCBI's taxonomy places the organism in Eukaryota, Metazoa, Annelida, Polychaeta, Dinophilidae. The record is from the annotation of a GenBank genome assembly.